Iphiclides podalirius (scarce swallowtail) is the source of this 267-nucleotide messenger RNA. The record is from the annotation of a GenBank genome assembly. NCBI's taxonomy places the organism in Eukaryota, Metazoa, Arthropoda, Insecta, Lepidoptera, Papilionidae.
AUGGUGUCGGGCAGACUGCAAUUUGUGUACCAGUUGCCGGUUAUCAGACGUUGGGGGAGCGGGGUGGUGGGAGGGGUUGGAGGGAAAGCUGGAUGCUGGUGGCUGGCCGCCCCUACAUUCACGUCCCGACAUUCGGCGCGAUCGCUCGCGUCCUCGCGCCGCGUUCCCAACGACGUAUUUAAUUCGCGUUUCGCUUUAUUUACCACCUACCUCUGCAUCUAUUUGUUGCCGAUCGCGCCUAAGUGGACUGUGAAGAUAAGUAUUAAA